Molecule: messenger RNA, 1490 nt
Organism: Halteromyces radiatus
Lineage: Eukaryota; Fungi; Mucoromycota; Mucoromycetes; Mucorales; Cunninghamellaceae
Product: major facilitator superfamily domain-containing protein
Exons: 9
Coding region: 9-1379 (456 amino acids)
Biological process (GO): transmembrane transport
Cellular component (GO): fungal-type vacuole membrane
Molecular function (GO): transmembrane transporter activity
Source: RefSeq, a predicted model, not a curated record
UGAAAAUAAUGAGAGAGGAAGUGGUAGUAUCCAGUGUAAAUGAUAAUACUGGCAAUUCUGUCACAACUGUGUAUGAUGUACCAGAAGCAUUGGACAGUGUCGAAGCAAGCAUUGCAUCUAAAGAAGGUCAAAUCCAAAAUCCAAAGGAUUUAGAAACUACUGACCCAUCUCUUCCGCCAUUGGAUGGUAGUCGAGGGUGGCUGGUGGUGUUGGGGGCCUUCUUUAUUCAAUUGCUUUGUUUCGGCACAGCCAGUGCUUGGGGUGUGAUGCAAGCUGCUUUUGAAAAAAUCUUUCAAGAUGUACCUGAUGCUCAAUUACAAUUAAGUUUUGCCGGUACUUUGUUAGAAGUAUUUGUCAAUAUGAUGGGACCUGUGGCUCAAAUUAUUAGAGCAAGAUAUGGGGUUAAAGUCUUAUUAGUAAGUGGUUCCUUAUUAGCCAUCAUUGGUUUGGAAAUGGCUGGAUUUACUACUCAGAUUUGGCAUUUAUAUCUAUGUCAAGGUGUUGUCUUUGGAUCUGGAGCAAGUCUCAUGUAUUGUUGUGUGAUGAAUACAGCCCCUAGAUGGUUUGAUAAGAAAAGAGGUCUUGCUAUGGGACUUGCAAGUUCUGGAUCUGGCUUGGGAGGUCUCAUUUUACCAUUCAUUUUGGAUGCUGUCAACAAAUCACUUGGAAUUGGUUGGACUUAUCGAAUUCUAGGAUUUAUUAUUCUUAUAUGCUGUGUAUUUGCCUGUGUCCUAGUGAAGGAACGAGUAAAACAACCACGACAGUCAAAGACAUUAUCAGAUUUAUUUGAUUUUUCUGUCCUCAAGGAUAUCAAUUACGUACUCUGGCUUCUUGGUUCUGUGAUCUCUCUCUCUGGUUUCUUUGUACCUUACUUCUUUUUGCCUUCAUACGCAGAUCAUAUUGGAUUAUCUUCAUCACAAGGUUCAGCAUUGGUUGCGGUUAUGUCGACUGGAAAUUUUUUGGGUCGUAUUAUUGUGGGCUUUACUGCUGAUAAAAUUGGUCGUUUGAAUGCAGAUAUCAUUUGGACCAUUGUUUGUGGUUUAAGCUCUUUCUUGAUUUGGAUGUUUGCCUAUAGCUAUGCUGUCCUCAUGGGCUUUUGUGUUCUCUUUGGUCUAUGCUGUGGAUCUUAUUUCACUUUAUUAUCUCCUAUUACAAUGGAUAUUGUUGGACAAGAUCGAUUCCCCACUGCUUUAUCUUUACUAUUGAUGGCGAAUAUUUUCUCUGUUUUUGGUCCUUCGAUUGCAAGUGGUAUCCAAACCAAAGUCGAAACUCCUUUUUUGGUCUACAAGUAUUUUACUGGUUCUUCUUAUGUAUUGGGUGGUCUCAUUUUAGUGGUAUUGAAGUUCAAGUUAUCCAGAAAUAUCUUGACAAAGAUGUGAUAUUCCUAGAUAUAGUUAUUACGUAGUUAUUAUUAUCAUUUAUACAUUCUUAUUAUUCAUAUAUUAUCAUAUCGGCUUUUUUUAAUAAAAUUCUCUGUUCCUCUAUUGGAU